Messenger RNA from Ascochyta rabiei, 213 nucleotides. RefSeq lists its product as uncharacterized. NCBI's taxonomy places the organism in Eukaryota, Fungi, Ascomycota, Dothideomycetes, Pleosporales, Didymellaceae. Bases 1 to 213 code for a protein of 70 amino acids. The transcript has a single exon. The record is from RefSeq and is a predicted model, not a curated record.
AUGGGCUGCUUCCCAAGCCACCACCACACAACUGGUCUUGGCGAAGACGAGCCCGCUCGGUUCAGCGGCCAGCCCGCGACAGGACACACUGGACAUGUUUCUGGUAAUUCAGGUUAUCAGGGCUAUGUCGGUGCCGGUGGAUAUUACGGCGGGGACGGCGGAGGUGGUGGUGGAGGUGAUGGCGGUGGCGGUGGCGGUGGAGGAGGGUGCUGA